CAUGUAGAGCAUUUUGUGUGGGGACACACACAAUCGACUAUAUAAAAACGAUUUCUAAAAAAACGACUUCUAUAAAUUUGACCUAAUUUCGUAGUGUAGACAUACCCUGAGCCACUUGUUUGUCGUAAACUAGGAUUUACUUCCUAUGAGAGGAAUUUAGGUUUUUAAUUAAUCCUUUUUUCUUCAUUUUUAAUUAAAACUAACCUAAGCAAAACAAAAUGUAUCACUUAGGUAAAUAUUUUUAAAAUAAAUAAGUUUAGUGCAUUCAUAUAUUAGAAAUUGGUACAGAAUAUUGAGUGUGUCUGCAUUUUCUAAGCAAACAAUGUUAGUCUUUUAGGUAAUUAGAAAUGCUGAAGAGAAAAAUAAAACCAUGGAGGAAAAUUCAAAGAAUCAAUCCAAUGGCAAAACCGACAGAGUUAUCAAAAGAGCUGCUGCCUGGGAAAUUUCAGAUUCUGACGCAGACAGUGAGGUUGAAUCAUGUCAAACCAGAAAUGUUACCCUGAUGCACCCAGCUGCUGAUACACUGGAUCAUGGCAUCUGUGAUCAUGAUGCACAAGAAGAGCCGAAAAGCUGUGUGUGUCAGUGAGUCUAAAGAGCUAGUUUUGCCAGCCUCUCCUCAGCAAGUAACUACAUCCUCUCCAAGCCCAAAUAAAAGGAGGAGAAGGAGAACUCCAGAGGAAAUAGAGGCAGGUCAGGCAAGAGCAGAACCAAGGAAACUCAAAAGGGAAAUCAAGAAGACAGAAAAAGAGAGGAGAAAAGCAGAGGAGGCACUAGAAAAACAGAGGCGAAGGGAAGCUGCUGAUGCCUUGAAGCUGCUUCUGCCAGACCAGUGUCUGAAGUACAUGACUGUCUGCAUAGACCUAGGUCUACUAGAAGAUCCUGGAUCAGAUGCUUUGAUGGAGGCUUUUGGUUCCUUGGAAUGUAAAUACUACAUUGAGUCUCAGGAAGUUCCCUGCAGCAUAACCUGGAGGAGAAACACUCCUAACAGUUUCUCCAGUACUGUGAUUAUCUGAAUCCAAUUUGUCCUCUCUUCCCUGAGGGGCCUCCUCAUAUGCCUUAUAAAUUUAAACUGGCAACAGCUAUGCUGUGGGAAAGAAGUUUUGAAUUGCAUUAAUUAUUAGUGCUGUCAUUUCCAGUAGCCUUUCUAGGCAGGGCUAUGGGGUCAUCAGCCUCAGAUAUAUAAAUUCUGUGUGACCACUGUUAGUUCAGGGAAUGGAGUUGAGUUUGAUUGUCCUAUAGUUUAUUUCAAAGUGAGUGACUUUCAUGCAACUGGGUGUCAUUGUCCCAAGCACAUACACAUCCAGGAUGGACUAUGAAUCUCUGAAGCAAACAUGAUGGAGGUCAGAGUGAGUCAUUGAUUGUGGAGAGGUUUCAUAUAGAAAAAGAUUUCUAAAACAAAUUCUGUGUUUGCAAAGCAUUCUUGAUGGCUGCUGAGGAUGUGAACUGCAUUGCUGGGGAAGACAGACCGGGCCAGCUGCAGGCUCCCUUGCUGCUGAAUGAAGCCUUUGAGCUCUUUAGAAAAUCCUGUGGCUGUUUCUGAACAUAGGCUGAUGGAAAUCCUAGGGUAUGAAGUUACCUUCUCUCUGAUACCAAAUGCCACCAUAGCAGGAGAUGGGGAACCUUGCCAAUAAGAUGUAAUGAUCAGUACAGUGGCAUUAUUCUCUCCCGUGUCCCAGUGCAAGGAUUUCAGGUUGGUGAGUUGAGGUCAGUCCUGUACUUGGAUGACUGGUUCUCUGAGUAACCCAUUAAAUGUUGUGGGAGAAAAGCUGGCUGGAGCUGUGACCCAGUGAUGCGGUGUGCAAUCCAGAUGUAGUGUGAACCUUUUGCUUGCUUUCCCACCUUGAUCUGGACCUUCCCAUCUGUGAAUAAGUGGCUGUUGUCCCCAAUAAGCUGAAUUAGGUGAUGUUGUAACACAGACUGCAGCACAGCCAAGUCCAGUUUCAACAUCUCUGUCUAG
Messenger RNA from Chelonia mydas (Green sea turtle), 1957 nucleotides. RefSeq names its product essential meiotic structure-specific endonuclease subunit 2 (gene EME2). The transcript has 2 exons. Gene Ontology annotation, cellular component: Holliday junction resolvase complex; nucleus. Gene Ontology annotation, biological process: resolution of meiotic recombination intermediates; mitotic intra-S DNA damage checkpoint signaling; replication fork processing. The record is from RefSeq and is a predicted model, not a curated record. NCBI's taxonomy places the organism in Eukaryota, Metazoa, Chordata, Testudines, Cheloniidae. Bases 531 to 1013 code for a protein of 160 amino acids.